GAGACACGUAUAAAUGCGCACUGCCUCGCUUCUAUAGCGGCUGUCCGCCGAAACCGCGCUCCACUCAAUCACACAUACGCGCACUCGAAGAAAACAAUACAUAAAAUCUUUUUCAGUUAACUGAAAAUCUUCAUAAAAUCAACUAUGAAUAACCCCGCUUUGUUCGAGCAAACUAACUUCGUCUCGAAGAGGGAUGCACUCAACUUUUUAGACGACAUCUCCCCUAAACUAAAGUGGAAGAAGAGUAUCAGCAACGUUCUGGACAUUGGAUCUGGAGAUGGAAGUGUCACCAGCAUGCUGAAGAAGUACAUCCCGACUGACUUCAAGCUGCUCGGCAGUGACAUCAGCGAGAAGAUGGUGAACUUCGCCAAUGACCACCAUUCCAAUGAACAGACCUCGUUUACAGUGCUGGACAUCGCAGGAAAUAUUCCCGAAGACAUGAAGGGAAAAUUCGACCAUGUUUUUUCCUCCUACGCCUUGCACUGGGUCUCGGAUCAAGAGCGCGCAUUCAGAAAUAUUUACGAUUUGCUGAGUAGAGAUGGAGAAUGCUUCACGAUAUUCAUCGCAAACGCACCCCUGUUUGACUUGUACCGCAUUUUAUCGCGUAACACUAAAUGGAGCACUCUGCUUAAAGAUGCUGAGAAAUACAUAUCGCCAUAUCACGACUCACAGGAUCCAGUGAAAGAUAUGAGGAAAAUAUUGGAAAAAGUUGGAUACGUGGACUACGAGGUGAAAUGCAAAAACUUGUCGUAUAUUUUCAAUAACUUUGGCACUUAUUGGAAAGGCUUUCAAGCAGUCAGCCCAUUCAACAUCCCGAAGGAUAUGGAAGAAGAUUUCAAGCAAGAUUACUUAAAUGUUUUAAAAGAUAUGAAUAUUGUGCCCAAGUAUAAUACCGAUGAAGCCAGUUUUAACUAUAAACAUCGGUUGCUAUUCGUUCAUGCUCGCAAGCCGGCCUCAGAAUUUUAGGGAAAAACAAAUCAACAAACAGUAGUUUUUAAACAGGUUAUUUUGUUAAUAAAUUUGUUUUAGAUUUUAAUUUGUUGAAUAUAUUUAUAAUUUUUAGUUUUAAGAUGUAAGAGGUUAAGGCAAUAUUCGAUAUCAGUUUGAGAUUGCUUCAUGUUCUGUUCAGGGAAUAAACUAAUCAUGAUCACAUGCUUACAAAACUAUUUGCGAUGUUGGACCUACUUACUGUAUUUGCGAUGUUAUUAUUUAUUGUAUUCCAUAUUA
Spodoptera litura is the source of this 1227-nucleotide messenger RNA. RefSeq names its product juvenile hormone acid O-methyltransferase-like. Gene Ontology annotation, molecular function: S-adenosylmethionine-dependent methyltransferase activity. The record is from RefSeq and is a predicted model, not a curated record. NCBI's taxonomy places the organism in Eukaryota, Metazoa, Arthropoda, Insecta, Lepidoptera, Noctuidae.